UCUCCUAAUAUAUCAAUAGAGGAGAAAUCGAAAUCUGCUACUACGAGGCAGAAAGAAAAACUCUAUGUGGAGGAAGAGGAUUUAUCAGACGUUGAAGAAGAGGAUGGAUUUUUACAAGCCUUUCAAGUCGCCAACUUCGAGUAUAUCAAUGAAGCAGAAAGGGCAGUCGAAGAAGAAAUAUUAUAAACUUAUUUUCCAUUUUAGCGUUUUACUUUUUUGUUCAUCUUUGUUCUUGGUUUGAUCGACGGGCAAAGCUCCCGCGACUACCGUUUAUCCCUCCGCCGAUCGCAGAGCCGAUCGCCUCUGCAACGCCGGAAUCUUGUGGAACUUUACUUUAUUCGACUUGUGAUUGAGGGCAAACGGGAUUUCUCGUGUCUGUGAUAUUGCGUGAUGAAUGAAUCAACUUUCUUAAUUGAAUUUGUGAAGAUGCUGGAGAAAAUGGAGGAGAGAUUUGAUGCAGAAGCAGUGAUAAAUGAGUUUGAGUCGUUGUCGAGGGAUGCAGGGACAGUUCAGAGAGAGACUCUGCGGAAAAUCUUGGAUGAAAAUGGUGGAACAGAGUAUUUGCAGAGAUGGGGCCUCAAUGGCAGAACUGAUCCUGAUAGCUUCAAGAACUGUGUUCCCAUUGUCUCCCACUGUGACUUGGAGCCUUACAUUCAGCGGAUUGAAGACGGCAACAGCCCCUGCUGCCUCACUGGGAAGCCGAUAACCACCAUCUCCUUGAGUUCUGGUACCACUCAAGGGAAGCCUAAGUUUGUGCCUUUCAACGAUGAAUUGAUGGAGAGCACGAUGCAGAUUUACAAAACGUCGUUUGCAUAUAGAAAUAGGGAGUAUCGGAUUGGGAAUGGGAAGGCAUUGCAGUUCAUCUAUAGCAGCAAGCAGUUCAAGACGAAAGGCGGGCUAGCUGCUGGAACAGCCACAACCAACGUCUACCGCAAUGCACAGUUCAAGAAAACAAUGAGAGCAAUGCAGACCCCGUGCUGCAGCCCUGAUGAAGUGAUCUUUGGACCAGAUUUCCAUCAGUCGUUGUACUGUCAUCUCCUAUGCGGACUGAUUUUCAGAGACGAUGUUCAGGUCGUCUCAUCUACGUUCGCGCAUAGCAUAGUCCACGCCUUCCGGACCUUGGAACAAGUCUGGGAAGAACUUGUCACUGAUAUCCGUGAAGGGACCUUGAGCAGCCGCAUUACAGUCCCAUUGAUCCGUACAGCUAUGUCAAAGCUACUCGUGCCGAAUCCUGAACUAGCGGAUACCAUUUAUAGAAAGAUCUCGGGGCUAAGCAACUGGUACGGCCUAAUCCAAGAACUAUUUCCGAACACCAAGUACAUAUACGGGAUCAUGACCGGGUCUAUGGAGCCAUAUCUGAAAAAAAUGAGGCAUUAUGCUGGCGAGCUACCUUUGUUAAGUGCAGAUUACGGAGCUUCAGAGGGAUGGAUCGGAGCGAACGUCAACCCCAAGCUCACUCCAGAGAUGGCCACGUUCGCUGUGCUUCCUAAUAUUGGCUACUUCGAAUUCAUCCCUUUGAGAGAGGAUCUAAACCACCAAGGGCAAGAGGCGAAACCUCUAGGGCUCACCGAUGUCAAGAUAGGCGAGGAGUACGAGAUCUUAAUCACCAAUUUUGCAGGAUUGUACCGUUACAGGUUAGGCGAUGUGGUGAAUGUUAAAGGUUUCCAUAACUCGACUCCGGAGCUCCAGUUCAUCUGCAGGAGGAAUCUCCUCCUCACCAUCAACAUCGACAAAAACACCGAGAAGGAUCUGCAGCUCGCGGUGGAAGCAGCGGCCGAGCUGCUGGCGGGGGAGAAGCUCGAGGUCUUGGACUUCACCAGCCGAGUGGAUCUCUCGACGGAUCCCGGGCACUACGCCGUCUUCUGGGAGAUCAGCGGGGACCCCCAGGACGAGCUCCUCCAGGAAUGCUGCAACUGCCUCGACAGAUCCUUCGUGGACGCGGGAUACAUGAGCUCGCGCAAGGUCAGCGCCAUCGGGGCGCUGGAGCUCCGGAUCGUGAGGAAGGGGACCUUCCACAAGAUACUGGACCACUACGUGGGGCUCGGGGCCGCCGUCAGCCAGUUCAAGACGCCGCGCUGCGUGGGCCCCACGAACGACACCGUGCUGCAGAUCCUGUCUGUGAACGCCGUCAGGAGCUACUUCAGCACUGCGUUUUAGUCUGUUGGAUUGAUGAUUUGUUGGGGGGGGGGGGGGAAUAUGCUGUUUCUUUUUCUUUUUUUUCGUGUAGCAUAAAUUUUAUUAAGAAAACUUAUCAGUUCAACUGUAUAAAAUCAACAGUUGUAGUACGAAAUCUUGUGCUUUAGAAUUCACUUAAAUAUCGAGGAUAAAACGCAACUAAAUUGAUAAGGCGUUUAUCCGACGAAUAAUAUGUCAGAGAUUCAAGUCGCCUAGUGUACAUGACUGUAUGAGUUGUGCUAAAAAACUAUAGGCCCGGCCCAAAAUAUCCGGUUGUUCCGACCAGGUUGCUUGUAGUUGAGUAUAUAUUUACAUAGCAA
Molecule: messenger RNA, 2495 nt
Organism: Salvia splendens (bonfire salvia)
Lineage: Eukaryota; Viridiplantae; Streptophyta; Magnoliopsida; Lamiales; Lamiaceae
Product: jasmonoyl--L-amino acid synthetase JAR6
Exons: 5
Coding region: 391-2157 (588 amino acids)
Cellular component (GO): cytoplasm
Molecular function (GO): acid-amino acid ligase activity
Source: RefSeq, a predicted model, not a curated record